Heterotrigona itama is the source of this 1362-nucleotide messenger RNA. Lineage: Eukaryota; Metazoa; Arthropoda; Insecta; Hymenoptera; Apidae. The record is from the annotation of a GenBank genome assembly.
AUGACAAAGGCUUUGGCUUCUCCGGCGGAGCACACCGAGACCGUGAAGCACCCACCGUACGUACGACCAAUCGUGCUCGCCAGCUCGGUGUACUUGGAAUGAACGAUGCGGUUUUUUUUUGACGCUCGGUCGAUUUCCGAUCGUCAGUUAAUUAAUAACUAACGUCGCGUUACCACGAUCGGUGUGUACAUACAAUUGGAUGAUUCUAAUUUUGCGAACGAAAGGAAUUCGAACGUUUUGUUUAACAGCGUCGUGUUGGUAAAAGGAACGCGAGGAAAACGCGAAAUCUCAAACGUGUGUGCUCAUGUAUUGUAGACGUAGAAAUAAAACGAUUCCGAGAGAUUGUACCGUAAACUAAACGAGGAUUUCUUGUUUCUGAUUGCAGGUUGUAAAAUCAAAGCGCUCCGUGCAAAGACCAACACCUACAUCAAGACGCCGGUGCGCGGCGAGGAGCCGGUGUUCGUGGUGACCGGCCGCAAGGAGGACGUGGCCCGUGCGAAACGCGAGAUCCUCUCGGCUGCGGAGCAUUUCUCUCAGAUCCGCGCGUCGCGCAAGAGCUCGUUGGGCGCGUUGCUGGGCGCGCCCCCCGGACCGCCGGCGUCGGUGCCGGGCCACGUGACGAUUCAGGUACGAGUCCCGUACAGAGUGGUCGGCCUGGUGGUCGGGCCGAAGGGCGCCACCAUCAAGAGAAUCCAGCAUCAGACGCACACCUACAUAGUGACGCCGAGCCGCGACAAGGAGCCGGUGUUCGAGGUGACCGGUCUACCCGAAAGCGUGGAGGCUGCCAGACGCGAGAUCGAGGCACACAUAGCACUUAGAACCGGCACAGGAACCACCCUCGACGAUUCGGAACUGCUAAGCGUGCUCUGUCGCGGUGGCCUGGGCUCGAUCCUCGGUUGCCUCGAUCCACCGGGCUCGAACGGCUCGAACGGAUCGAGCGGCGCGUUCUCCAGCAGCGGAAGUUGCAGCAGCUCGUCCAGCAGUUCCGGUGCACCUGGACUGAACGACCUGGUGGCGAUCUGGGGCGCCGGAAUGGAGAGGGACGAGGGACUAGGCGAGUCGCCGUCGUUCGAGUCGCAGACUGCGUCCGCCUCGUCGAUCUGGUCGUUCCCCGGCGUCGCGCUACCAUCCAGGCCAUCGCCGCCGGCGUCGGCGAGUCCCACCUCACCCACGGACUCGCUGCUCGGCGGUGGACGACGAGAAUGCGUGGUGUGCGGCGACAAGGAGGUCACCGCCGCCCUCGUACCAUGCGGACACAAUCACUUCUGCCUGGACUGCGGCAAUCGGGUCUGCGAGAGCUCCGACCCUAGCUGCCCCGUCUGCUCCAGGCCUGUCCUGCAGGCACUUCGUAUCUUCUCUUAA